CCUGUUAAAGCCACGCUGUUCAUUUUACCUACACGAGUGGAAGUACUAAACACUUUUUAAAAAAUAAAUAAAAAAUAAAAAUGCCUGCAAAAACCAAGUAUAACCUGGUGGAUGAUGGGCACGAUCUGAGGAUCCCUCUGCACAACGAGGAAGCAUUCCAGCAUGGGAUCAACUUCGAGGCAAAGUACAUCGGCAGCCUGGAUGUGACGCGGCCGAACAGCCGAGUGGAGAUCGUGGCUGCGAUGAGACGAAUACGGUAUGAAUUCAAGGUGAAAAACAUCAAGAAGAAAAAAGUCAACAUCAUCGUGUCUGUAGACGGCGUGAAAGUCAACUUGAGGAAAAAGAAAAAAAAGAAGGAGUGGACGUGGGAUGAGAGCAAGAUGAUGGUGAUGCAGGACCCCAUUUACAGGAUAUUCUAUGUGUCUCAUGACUCCCAGGAUCUGAAGAUUUUCAGCUACAUCGCCAGAGACGGACAGAGUAACGUCUUUCGCUGCAAUGUCUUCAAGUCCAAGAAGAAGAGUCAGGCCAUGCGUAUUGUUCGGACAGUCGGCCAGGCGUUCGAGGUUUGUCACAAACUGAGUCUGCAGCACACGCAGCAGAACGCUGACGGACAGGAGGACUGCCACAGCGAGAAGAACGGCAGCGACUCCAUCGCAGGCGUGCGUGCUUAUCCACCUGUAUGUGUGUGUACUUUCCUCGGCCCAGCUCGGGAGCUAACGGGCACGGAGAAGACGGCGUCCGUCACCGAGGAGACGGACAUCGACGCGGAGGAGGUGAUCCAGGCGGUGCCGGCAGCAGAGGAGUCGAACCUCAAUAGAGGAGUCACCGAUCUGGACGCCACAGCCAAGACGCCCGACCUGAACCACUCGGAGAACAAGGCGUCAGAGGAGGCCUCUCUGCUGAUAUCCAGCCCCAGGAUGCUGCUCCCUGCGUCGGGCACGCUGCCACCAGGUGCCCCCCUGUCUGUCCAUCACCAGAUCCAGCUGCUGCAACAGCAGCUCCAGCAGCAGCAGCAGCAGACACAAGUGGCUGUGGCACAGGUCCACUUGCUGAAGGACCAGCUGAGUGCAGAGGCCACAGCUCGACUGGAGGCUCAGGCUCGAGUCCAUCAGCUGCUGCUCCAGAACAAAGACCUGCUGCAGCACAUCUCGCUGCUGGUUAAACAGAUCCAGGAGCUGGAGACUAAGAUGUCCGGACCAAACUGCAUGGGAUCUCAGGACAGUUUGUUGGAGAUCACCUUCAGGUCCACAAUACCAUCAGUGAUCUGCGACCCCACAACGCCGAAACCCGAGGUGUCCACCAUCAACCUCCCCGCGCUGGGCAACUCUGAUGGGACCAGCAACGCCUUCUCAUCUUCCAACGGGACUCUGGGAAGCCCCCUAGGUAGGGACCAGUGUCUUCUCAAACUGGAGUGUUUCCGUUUCCUCCCGGGCCCUCCGCUUCCUCGACUCCCCUCUCCUCCCCUGCUGCUCAAGGCUAAAACGCCGGAGCGUAAAGAUCAAGAGGUCUCCGACACAAAGCUGUUCCCCCGCGACGGCAAAUCUCUGGGCUUCCUGGACUUUGCCAGGUUUCGCGAGUCGGGCAUCGCCUCGGAGUACGAGUCGAACACAGACGACAGCGAUGACAAUGAGGAUGAGGGGGAGGACGAUGAGGAGGAAGGGUUGGAGAUCUUUGGCUGGGGGACGGACGAGGAGACGCUGAGGCUGCUUAACGUUCUCAACAGACAGGGAACCCCCGACUGUCUGGGAGAUGAGAUAGCGGUGUAACACACUAACCUGCUCCCCUGACGAUAAAACACAAUAGCCUUGACCUGUUUUCGUCCAUUCACAUCAAACUACUCUGUAGGAAUAACCACGUAGAGAACUAACCUCCGUCAGACGUGCACAAUUAUAUACACACAGAUCACGCCGACAUGUUGGUGUAACAGGAAAGACUCACAUGAAAAAAUACAUUUGCCGUAGGCGGCGAGAAUCGAGUAGCUCUGAUGUCACGUACACGUCUUGGUUGGCUUUCAUACAGAGCCUGAACAUGUCAGUCACUCAGGCGUUCAUUCACUUUGUUUGGGAAGGCAGCGUGUGUUAUUUAUUUGUUAAUGUAUUACACCAGAUCAGUCACUAUAAGAACAUUCCCCUGCCUGUACUGUGUCUGUUCUGACGUAUCUUCUUAAAAAAAGAUAUAUUUUAUUUAUCAGAUUAUUUAUUUACUAUAAUUACAUGUUGGAUUAUGUGUCAGGACUGUCAGAUUGUCCUGGAUCAGGGCUACAGCACGAGUUAAACACAUUUCAGUGAUCCCCCGUGUCUAAGCUGUAGAGAUCUAUGAAUGUACAGAGGUGUUAGAAGCAGCCGGAGCUCCUGAUAAAUAAAUCAGUCACACUCGCUCAGAGAGCCAUCUUUAACUGUCACAUUAGUGUUUGUUUGCUGCCAAUAAAUACAUGAAUGAAGAUUCACACUCACUGAGAAUGUAAGGACCUCCUGCGGGCCGGGAUGCACCAGCAAAGAUGAAUUUAAUCUCAUCAGAGUUUUAAACAAGUAUAUCAAGAUUAUAAAGAAAAGUAUUCUCAGUUUAGUAAGUCCAAGUUUGUUGAGUUAAAUCAAUGUUGAGAUGUUUGCUUUAACGUUUGGCUUCAUCAUUUCGCCUUCUCUGAUUCUUCUUCAUUCACCUUCGGUGGCGUAAAAUCUCAGGGCGAGCAUGAAUCGGUCGCACAGCUGCAUUUCUUCCACUGCCACGUCUGACAGUUGGUUCAUGACAGUUUGAGAAAAAUUAGGAUUGAGUCUGUCUCAAAAAAAAAGAAAAGGCAGCUGUAUUAAAAGUUAAACAUCCUGCCGGAUCACGAUUUUCCAUUUUUUUGUGAAACAGAAUUAAAUUUAUACAAGUUUUCAAUUAAGUGUGGUUUAAAGAGAGGAUUAAAUUUCAUCUCUGUUAUUUUACGAUGAUAAUUUAAAGUUCAACCAUUUAAUCUGGUUUAAAAAUUCAUCGUUGUUGGUGCAACCUGGCCUAAAUAUGCCCUAUUGGUCUCAAUAGAAAACUGUGAUCUCUAAACUUUAUGCAUAUUCACACACCGACACUAGACUUAGUCCUUAAAAUCCACGGCUUCUCUCCAUCCUUUUAUUUUGCCUCUAUCCUUAAUUACAGAUACUUUUAAUAUACAUAUCACAUGCGUGUGCACACACAGAUUUGGGAGCUCUGUAACAAAAUCAGGGAGUUUAGUCUUCAUCUUCUUUUUUAUUUCCCUCCUUUCAUCAGAUUGAAAUUGUUAGUCUGUCUUCAUCGUGAAGAUGUCAGGAUGUAACAUGAAGUCAAACCAAAAGUUAAGGUUAGUUCAGGGGCAAGCUUUGGAUCGUAGCUGUCAGUCAGACCGGCAGGAACGAGUGGUCAGAGUUUCUUUGGGGACUGAAGAGGCUGACGAGCUCUCGAGUGAAGAUGAACACUUCAGCCAAACCCUGGGAGGAACUUUACUGCCUCUGUUUGGAGAGGGGAAAGUCCUUUCUUUCUCGGCUGAUAUUUAAUCAAAGACUAUUUUUAGACAAAAAUCUGUAUCUGUACUGUACGUACAAACUUUGUUUUCUACGUCGUCCCACUGAACUGUUGAACUGCUCCAUCCUUGACUUCUGCAGGCAGUCCUCUUUUCUUCUUUUUUUGUCUCUUCACAGUUUGUUGACUUGGUAGUCAGAGCAUGUUUGCACUCUUCUCACUUGUCCAGACAUUUCCACGCUUUUUAAUUUAUGUAAAGCCGGGAUUAGUUGGACCUCGAGGAACGCUGUUUGUUUCUUUUAUUCUCCCCGUAAACAAAAACUCCUCCCUCGUGCCAGAACAGCAGCUCACGGAUGACAGCCAGAAGUGGUCUCGUUUGUUUAAACCCAGCUCUGUGUAUGGCCUCCAAGCACAAUGCAGUAUUAAAGUGUUC
Larimichthys crocea (large yellow croaker) is the source of this 3904-nucleotide messenger RNA. RefSeq names its product nitric oxide synthase 1 (neuronal) adaptor protein a (gene nos1apa). The transcript has 10 exons. The record is from RefSeq and is a predicted model, not a curated record. Lineage: Eukaryota; Metazoa; Chordata; Actinopteri; Sciaenidae. Gene Ontology annotation, molecular function: nitric-oxide synthase binding. Bases 81 to 1766 code for a protein of 561 amino acids.